This is a messenger RNA of Peromyscus leucopus (white-footed mouse), 2391 nucleotides long. RefSeq names its product kinesin family member 3A (gene Kif3a). NCBI's taxonomy places the organism in Eukaryota, Metazoa, Chordata, Mammalia, Rodentia, Cricetidae. The record is from RefSeq and is a predicted model, not a curated record. Gene Ontology annotation, biological process: microtubule-based movement. Gene Ontology annotation, molecular function: microtubule binding; microtubule motor activity; ATP binding.
GCGAGCUCAGAGUGCGCCUGCGCACUGCCCUCCGUCGCUGAGUGAGCCGCAGUCUCUGGAGCCCCGAAGUGUUUCGGUCUCCCGCGGCCAGCCUCGCCCGCAAACCCGGUGCUGUUGGGCUGCAUCCCGAGCGGGGACAUUGGCGGAGCCCGGCCCGCGGCCACCAUGCCGAUCAAUAAAUCUGAGAAGCCAGAAAGCUGCGAUAAUGUGAAGGUGGUUGUUAGGUGCCGGCCCCUCAAUGAGAGAGAGAAAUCAAUGUGCUAUAGACAGGCCGUCAGCGUGGACGAGAUGAGGGGAACUAUCACCGUCCAUAAGACUGAUUCUUCCAACGAACCUCCAAAGACGUUUACUUUUGAUACUGUUUUUGGACCAGAAAGUAAACAACUUGAUGUAUAUAACUUAACUGCAAGACCUAUUAUUGAUUCCGUUCUGGAAGGCUACAAUGGGACCAUUUUUGCAUAUGGACAGACUGGCACAGGCAAGACUUUCACCAUGGAAGGUGUCCGUGCUGUGCCGGGGCUCAGAGGGGUCAUCCCCAACUCAUUUGCUCACAUAUUUGGUCACAUCGCAAAAGCAGAGGGUGACACAAGGUUUUUGGUUCGAGUGUCAUACUUGGAGAUAUAUAAUGAAGAAGUCCGAGACCUUUUGGGCAAGGAUCAGACACAGCGGUUGGAGGUUAAAGAAAGGCCUGAUGUGGGAGUAUAUAUCAAAGAUUUAUCAGCUUAUGUGGUCAAUAAUGCUGACGAUAUGGAUAGAAUCAUGACGCUAGGCCACAAAAAUCGUUCUGUUGGUGCAACUAACAUGAAUGAGCAUAGUUCGAGAUCCCACGCCAUCUUUACAAUUACUAUAGAAUGUAGCGAGAAAGGUGUUGAUGGAAACAUGCAUGUCAGGAUGGGGAAGCUCCACCUGGUGGAUCUUGCUGGGUCAGAAAGACAAGCGAAAACUGGAGCCACAGGACAGCGCCUCAAGGAAGCUACAAAAAUCAACCUUUCCCUCUCCACCCUGGGCAAUGUCAUUUCUGCCUUGGUGGAUGGAAAAAGCACACAUGUGCCGUAUCGGAACUCUAAACUGACGCGUCUGCUGCAGGAUUCCUUAGGAGGGAACUCAAAAACCAUGAUGUGUGCAAAUAUUGGGCCAGCAGAUUAUAAUUACGAUGAGACCAUCAGCACCUUGCGCUAUGCCAACCGAGCCAAGAACAUUAAAAACAAAGCAAGAAUUAACGAAGACCCAAAGGAUGCUCUGCUUCGUCAGUUUCAGAAAGAAAUAGAAGAGCUGAAGAAAAAGCUUGAGGAAGGGGAAGAAGUCUCGGGCUCUGACGUCAGUGGUUCAGAGGAGGAUGACAACGAGGAGGGUGAGCUUGGAGAAGAUGGAGAAAAAAGGAAGAAGAGAAGGGGCAGUAGCAGCAGCAGUAGCUCAGACUCCACAUGUUCUGUCAUAGAGAAGCCUCUGGAUGAGUUCUUGCCUCAUCAAGCAGGUAAAAAGAAAGUUUCCCCAGAUAAGAUGGUGGAAAUGCAAGCGAAAAUUGAUGAGGAGAGAAAAGCAUUGGAAACAAAACUUGACAUGGAAGAAGAAGAAAGAAACAAGGCUAGAGCUGAACUGGAGAGACGGGAGAAGGACCUUCUGAAAGCCCAACAAGAGCAUCAGUCUUUACUGGAAAAGCUGUCUGCUUUGGAGAAGAAAGUCAUUGUAGGUGGUGUGGACUUAUUGGCCAAAGCUGAGGAGCAAGAGAAGCUUCUUGAGGAGUCUAAUAUGGAGCUGGAGGAGAGGAGGAAGAGAGCUGAGCAACUUCGGAAAGAACUCGAGGAAAAAGAGCAAGAACGCUUGGACAUUGAGGAAAAAUACACCAGUCUACAAGAGGAGGCACAGGGAAAGACGAAGAAAUUAAAGAAAGUCUGGACCAUGCUGAUGGCUGCAAAGUCUGAGAUGGCUGAUCUUCAGCAAGAGCAUCAGAGGGAAAUUGAAGGCCUCCUGGAGAACAUUCGGCAGCUCAGCCGUGAGCUUCGGCUUCAGAUGCUUAUUAUUGAUAACUUCAUACCUCAGGACUACCAGGAAAUGAUUGAAAACUAUGUCCAUUGGAAUGAAGACAUAGGAGAAUGGCAGCUAAAAUGUGUGGCCUACACAGGAAACAACAUGAGGAAACAAACUCCAGUGCCUGACAAGAAGGAGAGAGACCCUUUUGAAGUAGACCUUUCCCACGUGUACCUUGCCUAUACAGAGGAGAGUCUGCGUCAGUCUUUGAUGAAGUUAGAAAGGCCACGGACCUCCAAGGGGAAAGCAAGGCCAAAGACUGGGAGAAGAAAGCGUUCUGCAAAGCCUGAGACCGUAAUUGAUUCAUUACUUCAAUAAAUGUUACAGAAUUAAGGUUAUAAUAAAAAAGAGUAAUAUUCUCAU